UGCUCAGGGAAGAGCCUACCACUACAGCUACAGACUACUAGCACAGCAGCAGCAGCAGCUAUGGAGUCAUCCUACUCUACUUCUCUCCAGCUCCAGGACAACUCUUUCCUGUUUGACUGCGAGUCUCUGCUAGACAAAUCUCUGGCAUAUGAUCCGGCCUCAGACCCUGGUUACUUCAGCGCCGCCAGCAGCCUGUCUCCCACCUCCUCUGUGGACUCCUUCUGCUUCUCCCCCACCUCCUUCCAGGCUAUGAGUAACGAACAAGAUGCUUUGGACUGCUUUAUCUUCAGCAAACCCGUGGCGCAUCGUCCUACCCACCAGGCGCAGACUCCCCUCUGCCCCGCACCCACCUCCUCCGCAUCCACCUCCGCUACAAAGAAGUCCAGGUCGAGGUAUCCGGGAAAGAAGCGGCAGACCGCCAGUGAGCGGGAGAAGCUGAGAAUGAGGGACCUGACCAAAGCUCUGAACCACGUCAGGACGUACCUCCCUCCCUCGGUGGUGCCAGCCGGACAGAGCCUGACCAAGAUCGAGACACUGCGCCUCACCAUCCGCUACAUCUCCUACCUGUCGGCCCAGCUGGGCCUCAGCGACGAAGCACUGGAGCAGAGGAGAUCCUCAAGCGCCGUGGAGCAGACCCAACCCCUCAGCCAGUUCCUGGCUCAGCCGACAGCCAGCUACGGCACACAGGAAUCAAGGUGUACCAGCGUGAGCACAGCCCAGGUGCCCUCAUAUCAGGUUUCAAGUGGGUUCGCCUUCAACAGCGAGCAGUACUGGAUGCUCCAGCAGCAAUGUCAAGAUUUCACCUUCUCUGGACAAUGCUGA
This is a messenger RNA of Mugil cephalus (flathead mullet), 822 nucleotides long. RefSeq names its product mesoderm posterior aa (gene mespaa). The record is from RefSeq and is a predicted model, not a curated record. Bases 61 to 822 code for a protein of 253 amino acids. Gene Ontology annotation, molecular function: DNA-binding transcription factor activity, RNA polymerase II-specific; RNA polymerase II cis-regulatory region sequence-specific DNA binding; protein dimerization activity. Gene Ontology annotation, cellular component: nucleus. NCBI's taxonomy places the organism in Eukaryota, Metazoa, Chordata, Actinopteri, Mugiliformes, Mugilidae. The transcript is spliced from 2 exons. Gene Ontology annotation, biological process: heart morphogenesis; mesoderm formation; regulation of transcription by RNA polymerase II.